This is a messenger RNA of Mixia osmundae IAM 14324, 1940 nucleotides long. RefSeq lists its product as uncharacterized. Gene Ontology annotation, cellular component: cytoplasm. The coding region runs from base 332 to 1738 and encodes 468 amino acids. NCBI's taxonomy places the organism in Eukaryota, Fungi, Basidiomycota, Mixiomycetes, Mixiales, Mixiaceae. Gene Ontology annotation, biological process: purine nucleobase catabolic process; allantoin catabolic process. Gene Ontology annotation, molecular function: cobalt ion binding; allantoinase activity; zinc ion binding. The record is from RefSeq and is a predicted model, not a curated record. The transcript is spliced from 3 exons.
ACUGAAGGUCCUCUUGCCACCAAUACAGGUGAGGUGCUCUACUAGGCUUUGACCGAGCGCUGACGUGCUUUGCAGGAUGAAGUGCUCGACAUCUACGCUUCCUUCUUCAAGUUUGUCAAAGCAGAAUAUGACCUCGAGACUGCUCAGUCCUUGACAUCACUGGAAACUCUUCGGGCGCAGCUCAGCAAGUUGUCAGGCUUGGAGAGCAAGCGAUAAUGCAAACCGAACGCGGGUGAAUCUGUAGGAGCCAACUGUAGUCGCGUCGACGACGAGAUAGCAACUUUGCCACGCUUAUCGUUUCUUCGCGCUGGAGUCUCAAGGCGCGGGCAGAAUGUCGCGGAGACUGGCGGUGCUUGCUGGAGAGGCCUUGAUAGAGGGCAAGUUGCAGCCCGCCACCCUCGAAGUUUCACUUGAGAGCGGUCGAGUGACUGCCAUUCACCCCGGCUUGAGACCAGCGUCAGAUUAUCCUGCACCUGUAUGGCAGCUGCUCGACCUAUCUACUAGCUCAGACUGGCUACUGCCCGGUCUAGUUGACUGUCACGUCCAUCUCAAUGAACCAGGCAGAACAGAAUGGGAAGGCUUCGAGACGGGUACGAGAGCAGCCGCCAGCGGUGGCGUGACGACAGUCAUUGACAUGCCCCUCAAUGCCAUACCACCGACAACGACUGUCGCCAAUCUUGAUCUCAAGCUCAAAGCAGCUCAAGGACAAUGUCACGUCGACGUAGGAUUCUGGGGCGGCAUCGUACCUACGAACAUCGACGACCUCUUGCCGCUCGUACGUAGAGGAGUGAGAGGCUUCAAGUGCUUCCUGAUCGAGAGCGGCGUCGAAGAAUUCCCUUGUGUGACCGGCGAGCAGGUCCGCGCGGCAAUGGCCAGACUCAAAGACACCGAAUCGGCCGUACUGUUCCACGCUGAGCUUGGCACACCCACGACCGACCACGAACAGCUCAGACUGCAAUCAGAGCUUGCGCAGCUCGAUCCAAGGCAAUACGUCACCUUCCUCAAGACGCGUCCGGAGUCUUUCGAGACUUCAGCCAUUGAACUUGUAGCGCAGCUCCAAGCCGAGCAGCCGAGCGUCAAAACACAUAUAGUACACCUUUCCGCUGCAUCUGCGCUGCCUACGAUCAAACUCGCCAAGGCGGCUGGCUUGCCAAUGUCAGUAGAGACGUGCUAUCACUACCUUUCGCUCGCGGCGGAGAACGUACCAGAAGGCAGGUGCGAAUUCAAAUGCUGUCCUCCUAUACGCGAGCAGGCGAACCAGGAUCUACUAUGGUCAGCCCUCAAAUCUGGCGAGAUCGACUUUGUCGUGUCGGAUCACUCGCCUUGUGUGCAGGAAAUGAAGCUCUUGUCCGAGGGUGAUUUCGUCAAGGCGUGGGGCGGCGUUGGUGGGCUCGGACUUGGACUUAGUCUGAUGUGGACAGAGGCCAGACGACGAGGCGGCAUAAGCAUACAACAAAUUAUCGACUGGCUCGCAUUCCGACCCGCCCAUUUUGCACGAGUCGAUGAUCAGAAAGGCAGCCUGAAGGUCGGUGGCGAUGCCGACUUCAUCCUAUUCGAUCCCACGGCACGCUUCAUCGUGGAAAAAGAACAUCUCGUCUUCAAAAACAAGCUAUCCCCAUACACGUCACGGGAGCUGCAGGGUGCUGUGCAGCAAACCUACCUACGAGGCCAGCUCGUUUUCGACAGAGCGAGGCCAGAGAUCCUCAGCAUUGCCAGAGGACGAACGCUCAUCGCGUGAGAUAGAAUGUACAUGAUGGCAUUGUUGUAAGCAACAACAGUAGACGUCAGCGCCUAAGAAGAGAUGAAUUGAAAUACGGCCGAGACCGCGCCCAGACCUGUCUCUGCACGCAAAAGGUCGUCAUGAAUGUUUUGAAGGCAAUCGUUGCUCAUGUGAUUCCACGUGCUCGUGUCGCCGUAAAGCAUGGCAGGCGCUCUGAUCG